This is a messenger RNA of Dentiscutata erythropus, 173 nucleotides long. The record is from the annotation of a GenBank genome assembly. NCBI's taxonomy places the organism in Eukaryota, Fungi, Glomeromycota, Glomeromycetes, Diversisporales, Gigasporaceae.
AUGCUGGCUUGUAUAAAUUGGUCAAUGCCAGUUAUGGAAGAUUCAGUAGGACUAAAAUAUUUUCAUAAAUUUUUGGGCUAUAAUUUUAUAGAUGUAACAACAAGCAUUUGUUGUGUUGGAUUUAUUAAGUUAGACAAUUAUUAUUAUAUAGUUGACAAUGAUGUAGAUGAUAU